AGCAGGGGCAUUUUCGUCAUUAACAUCAACGAUCUUUAUUCAGACCGAGAAGAGAGUAGAUCGCAGAAGAGCUAGCUAGUGACUUUAGUGAGCGGUUCCUCAGGAGGAAGAAGAGAGAGAGAGAGAGAGAGAGAAUAUGGCGAGGAGACCGGACGAGGAAUACGAUUACUUGUUCAAGGUUGUGUUAAUCGGCGAUUCCGGAGUAGGUAAAUCCAACUUGCUAUCCCGAUUUACCAGAAACGAGUUCUGCUUGGAGUCCAAGUCCACCAUCGGAGUUGAAUUCGCCACUCGUACUCUUCAGGUUGAGGGAAGGACGGUGAAGGCUCAGAUAUGGGACACGGCUGGCCAGGAGAGAUAUCGAGCCAUAACAAGUGCAUAUUAUAGGGGUGCUCUUGGGGCUCUUUUAGUUUAUGAUGUGACAAAACCAACAACCUUUGAAAAUGUUAGCCGUUGGUUGAAGGAGCUGAGAGACCAUGCAGAUUCAAACAUUGUGAUCAUGCUCAUUGGGAAUAAGGCCGAUCUAAGCCAUCUUCGAGCAGUUGCCACAGAGGAUGCUCAAAGUUAUGCUGAAAGGGAAGGCCUCUCGUUCAUUGAAACAUCAGCUUUGGAGGCAACUAAUGUAGAGAAGGCAUUCCAGAUGAUUCUAUCAGAAAUCUAUCGGACAAUUAGUAAGAAGUCGCUUUCUUCAGAGGAGCCAGCAGCUGCUAUCAAAGAAGGGAAGACUCUUGUUGUUGACGCACAAGAUGUUAACGCAAAAAAACCUUGCUGCUCUUCAUCCUAAUGGUCAUUGGCGCUUUUUCCUCUCAAUUUCUUCUUUUAUUAUUCCUAUUUGCGCCAAUUGUUUGAGCUUUUGUAUUUUUUUUACCAUUCCUCUUGUUGUUGUAUUAUUAAUUUGACCUUUUUGGUUGAGCUGAGUGCUACUUGAGGCUUUAUAUGCGAAUUGUUUGAGGCUUGUCUAUUAGUAGUGCAGUUCAUACCUCUGGCUGCUAGCUUUAAUUAUAUUGUGAAGAAUGCAGGCACUUUGCUUGCUGUACUGCAAAAGAUAUUCAUCUCAAUUCUGAAGUAAAGAUUCAUUACCAAUGAUUCAA
This is a messenger RNA of Ipomoea triloba (trilobed morning glory), 1088 nucleotides long. RefSeq names its product ras-related protein RABA2a. Gene Ontology annotation, cellular component: endosome. The transcript is spliced from 2 exons. The record is from RefSeq and is a predicted model, not a curated record. Lineage: Eukaryota; Viridiplantae; Streptophyta; Magnoliopsida; Solanales; Convolvulaceae. Gene Ontology annotation, molecular function: GTP binding; GTPase activity. Bases 137 to 781 code for a protein of 214 amino acids.